Danaus chrysippus (African queen) is the source of this 207-nucleotide messenger RNA. The record is from the annotation of a GenBank genome assembly. NCBI's taxonomy places the organism in Eukaryota, Metazoa, Arthropoda, Insecta, Lepidoptera, Nymphalidae.
AUGCGAAUGUUUUUCGCGAUCCGCGGAAUGGUUCGCGUGGACACGCGUCGGUUAUCGUUCUGGCAUUGGCUCGAGCUCUGCCUCUCCCUGCUCGACAGAGACGAACAUAUACAGCGAGGAAUUUUAAUAAGCGGUCCGGUGCGAGCGAGACGAACCUACUACACGCGGGAGUACCAGCCUGGGCGGGGCUGGGCGCGCUUAAAUUAA